Molecule: messenger RNA, 1764 nt
Organism: Penicillium concentricum
Lineage: Eukaryota; Fungi; Ascomycota; Eurotiomycetes; Eurotiales; Aspergillaceae
Exons: 5
Coding region: 1-1764 (587 amino acids)
Source: RefSeq, a predicted model, not a curated record
AUGGGCGUGCCGGACGCGGACUCGAGCAAUAUACGCCCUGCGACAGUGCAUCGUGCCGAGUUUACUGCGACACAUUCAAUAUUUGAUCUCACAGCUGGCCGCGUGACAAUCACGGUGCAUUCCUUGUCGCCUGUGUCGCCCUCGAACUAUGUUCGGCAGCCGCUUCCUUUUAGUCAAGACAUCCAGAUUUAUUUGGACAUCGAUGCCAGGUGGACUGGUCAAGAAAGCCGAUUACAGGGCGACUUUGAAGAAAAAGACGGCCUGGCAAUUUACUCGCUCACCGUGAAAGACGCGCCGCUGUAUGCCAAGGCAAGCAACAUGGCCCUUACGGGCUCAACAAUCCUCGCCUCUCAAUUUUCUAGCUUCACUCAAUUGUCCGCCCUUUCGGGAAGCCCCAAGGAGGUACGAGGUCAAUUCGUCGAGGACGGUGAACUAUCUGGCGCGGGCAGUACCUGGGGCGAAGGAAGUGUUGUCGUAUUGGCUCACAAUCUUGGUAAAGUCACUGGUGGGCUUUCUGUGAACUUCGUGGUCGGGUACGAGAGAGAAGCCGCCAUCAACUAUCUGGGAGAAACGUACACAGGUUUCUAUCGUGCAGAGUAUCCCACCAAAUCGAGUGCCCUCUCAUUCUUCUUGGGUAACUACAACAGCGCAUUGCUGGAGUCAUUGAAACUGGAUCAGGAGCUGGUCGCCAUAUCUGUCACCACUGCGGGUCCCAAAAAUGGAAAUAUCAACACCAUCGAUGUGACCAUGCCCGUCUUCCCAAUUUACUAUGUCAUGGACCCGGAUUACAUCCGACUUACCUUGCUGCUGGUCGCUGGCAUUUGCUAUACCCAUGAUCUUGGAACUCAUUAUCCUAAUGCCAUCGGUCACGAUGACCAGGAAGCAGAGCCAAUGCCCAUCGAGGAGUGCGGAAAUCUUCUUGUCUUAGCUGCUGCAUAUGUUCGAGCCACUGGCGAUACCGACUGGACUUCGCAGCACAUGGAGGUUUUCCAGAAGUAUACAGAUUACUUAGUAGACAAAAGUGUUGAUAUUGCCAAUCAGUUAUCAUCGAAUGAUGUCGCUGGACCUCUCGCCAACGAGACAAAUCUGGCAAUCAAGGCUGCAGUUGGCCUCAAGGCGUUUGGAGAGACGAGUGGGGACGGGUUCUACUCCCGUAUUGGCGAGCAGCAUGCAAAUAUCUUCUUCCAGCAGGGCCUAGGAACAGGCAGAGAUCAGACACAUUUCGUUCUGGACUAUCCUAACUGGCCAGAUACUUGGAAGACCCCGUACAAUCUCUUCCCUGAGGUAUUGCUAGGUCUGGAGACAUUUUACGACGCUGCCUAUCGGAUGGGAGAUAGCUUUUCACAUCUGUUCGACUGGGCUAAAUCAGAUUGGAAUACGUUCCUGGCUGGCACCUUUGAGGCUGGCACCAGAGACGAGUUUGUCGAUGACCUAUGGUCCUUCAUGACCAACGGAAAACACAACUGGCCUUUCUCUGAUCGGUAUGUUGCGACUUCUGCGCAUGGAAAUGAGCCGGGGGUUCCUAUCUUAUGUCGGACCCUUCCAACUGUUGGGGGACAUUUUGCGUUGUUGGCACUCAAAGGCCCUCGAUCCAUUCACUCUUUGUCAUUUCGAGGUAAAACAGUGUCAGAGUCUGUCAGGCAAAACUUGGAUAUGCGGCAAUAUCUCGUUGGGAAUCAUAUCGAAGACUUCGAUACCCGUCGUUGGUCUGACAAUAAGCAUGUCAUGUCAUCAUCAGCGGUAUCUAGUUGGAUAACUACCUAG